AUGCUGAACCAGGCUGCGAAGAAGUUCUCCAAGAUGCAUUCUGCUACCUCGAGUGCUUUCCUCUCUCCUACGGUUCCUUCGAGACGUGGACUGCUUGCGAGAUCCCCGCCGCCGAGCCCGAGCCUUCCUAGUCUGCUGCCGAAGCAUGGCAAGAAGACUACACAGCCGAGUCAUUCGAAGUUGGUGAAGCGGAUACUGAUAGGGUGCUGUGGAGUAGCGUUCUUACUCUGGAUUGUGCUGAGGCAGAUUUACGCAAACUCGCAGGGAGCGGCCACUUAUGAGGAUGGCAGUGAUGAAGAAUGGGAGAUGGUUGGUGGCAGUCAGUUGCCACACGAGCCUGUUGCUCUUGCGCUCCAGGAUGCCAAGGGAAAGAUGAGGUGGACUGUAUCGAUACCAUCCGACUACGAGUUUCCACUUCGUCCGGCACAGUACCGUGAUAUAUGCCAUCAGUCUAUGGAAGUGUCCAAGGAGAUUAGUCAGGAAGCAAAGGCUUCGGCUGGCUUUGCCAAGAGAAUGUUGAACUACUACCAGCAAGAUCAGUAUUAUAUUGAUGUCCAAGAAGCGGAACAACAAGGUCUGUUGCCAUCAACCAAGGCUACAGGAAGACCGAAAGGCUUUGUUGAGGACGAGGCUAUCAAGGAUGGUAUCUCUACGGAAGGACUCAAGGUCUGUGACAGGACCUUGACAUAUGUUAUGGAAACGGAAGAUGCAGGCUUUGGCAACACGCUGAUGCGUUUGUGGAUGUCGUAUGGUUUGGCGAAAGCUGAGAAGCGCGCCUUCUUCGUUGACGACACUCGUUGGCCUUAUGGCAAGUACUCCUCUUACUUUCAACCUCCACCCUCCGCCAAUUGCCUUCCGCCUCCUCCCUCCCACAUUGUCCCAUGCCCUCACACCGCCCGCCACAUCGUCGUCAGCGGAGCGACGCUAAAAUCUACCUUCGGUCACUCCUUCACAGACGAGUGGGAAGACCCAACAAAGAUGGGCGUUCAACGUCAAUCAAAAAUCUUCAACCUCGCCCGAACCGGCUACGAAGCCCUCUUCAAACUCCGCUCAGAUGAUGAAGCCUACGUUCUCCAACGAGCGCUAGACAUGUACGGAGAAGUCAAGAGCGAGGGCGGCCUCAGCAUCGCCAUGCACGUCCGCCACGGCGACAAACACCCCAUGGAAUACCAAUACCAAAAAGACUACAUCCCCCUGGCCCGCUACGUUGACACAGCCCGCGACCUCUACAUCGACCUCGUCGAAGGUGGGCUUAAGAAGAAAGCCAAGCGGAAUCUGCUCUCCUCCCCCUUCUCCUCAUCAACGGACCCCUUAGUCCCCCGCCACACAACCUCCAAAAUGAUCCUCGCCUCCGACGACCCCCUCGUCUACGACUCCCCCGAGCUAGGCCCAAACAGCAUCCGCGCCCAAGACCGCAUCGUCCUCGCCACAAAAGCCGCCCUCGAAGCCGCCCAAUCGCAGCCGAAGAAAAACACUUGGAUCGAUGAGAUCACCGGAUGGGAAGGCGGAUUUUACCGCGACGUCUUCUUUUCCCUGGGGCAACCCGUUGGUAACGCUGAGGACCUGAAGAAGGUUAAUGACGAUAAGGUUGCUGCUCCUGAGAGCGCGAUGAAACUAAGGGAACUUGUUGGGCGCGCGUAUUUGCUUGAUCUGAGCGUGUUGGGCAAGGCAGAUACGGUAGUUUACAAGGACAAAUGGAUCAACACAGAGCGCCAGCGCUUAUCGAAACAGUUCAACGUUCCCAUAUCGCAGGAUACUCCACCCGGCUUCCCAAUCAACACAUUACCCAUCCAACGUGCCCUAGCUUCCCUCUCGCUCUCGCACCCCCAAAACCUUGAACGCGCCAUUGACCUUUUCUACAAGAACUUCUGGGCAAAAUGGAACGACCCGAUCAAACUGGAGAACCUGCUUGCUAUCCUUACGACCGUUUUAGGCAGUGAGGAAGAGGCAAUGAAAGUGGUUGAGAGGACGAAGACGGAGGAGGUGAAGAAGGUACUGGGUGGGAAUACCAAUAAGGCGUUCGAGGAUGGGGCUUUCGGAUUGCCUUGGUUUGUUGCUACGAACAAGAAGGGGGAGACUGAGGGGUAUUGGGGCGUCGAUCAUAUGGGUCAGCUGUGUGAUCAUUUGGGUAUUGAGAGGCCUGAGAGUAGGGAAUGGCGCUCGUUGUUGUGA
Alternaria atra is the source of this 2172-nucleotide messenger RNA. RefSeq lists its product as uncharacterized. Gene Ontology annotation, molecular function: glutathione transferase activity; glutathione peroxidase activity. Gene Ontology annotation, biological process: glutathione metabolic process. Bases 1 to 2172 code for a protein of 723 amino acids. The record is from RefSeq and is a predicted model, not a curated record. Lineage: Eukaryota; Fungi; Ascomycota; Dothideomycetes; Pleosporales; Pleosporaceae. Gene Ontology annotation, cellular component: peroxisome; mitochondrion. The transcript is spliced from 4 exons.